AUGCUGGAAUUCAUGGACUACGUCCAACUGGCGUUCGCCGAAGCGACACGCUGGAACCAAGACAACUCCUACUCUGCAUUGACUGCCACUGCUGAAUCCCUCCUCGAUUUCCACGUUCCCGAACGACUACAAGUCCAUCUCUCGUCGCUCUCCACCCCCCAUUUCGCGACUUCGUAUACGUUGGGAACAGUCGGACUGAUUGAUGGCUCGGUCUCAUACCUGUUCAGCACGGUUCCACUUAAUAACACUCCAUCACAAAGUGGGCUUAUUCCUCUACGACGAUUAGUCCGUGGCUACAGACAGAUUGAAGCUCCUGUUCCGCCGAUUCGGAAUUGGGGCUGGGAUUCGAUACCAUCGCACAGCUCUUUGGAGAAUGUAGACAGCCUAGGGGUUAGCGAUGAUGUCGUUCGAAAAGCAACAUUACUACACGCGACGCUACAUCUACCGCCUCCUUCGACAUUAAAUGCGCUGUUCCUACGGCGCAUCUCUCCCACGACACAAAUCACAGCCGCUUUGGUCUCAACGCAGGCUCCACCAUUGAUCAAAUCGGCACCAUCUGCAGCCCUACUCGCCCAGAUUUCCCAUGAUACGGGAACAUUUAGCAACGAGUAUCUAUUCAGCACAGACAAUGCACUCUUCGGCUGGCGCGGUUUGUGGAAUAUAGGCCUUGAGCCAAUUCCAGGCAAAGCGUCCACAGACAAAGUGUCACUACUUUCCGCCGGUGCAGAAGCCUAUUACUCUCCUAUUUCUUCGCUCGUCGGACUCUCGACAGGCCUUAAAUUCAGUACACUGCCAGCUGCCGCCCGAACACUAUCCUCCUCCUCUCCUGGCAGUACCCCAAACCCCAUAUCAAGCUUUCCUUACACUCUUACACUCACACUUACGCCUCUAACUGGCUCUCUAUCGACAACAUACUCGGCCCGGGCAUCGCCCAACCUCGCAUUUAGCUCCCGUUUUGGGUUCAACGUAUACAGCUGGGAAAGCGAAAUGGUGGCUGGAUGCGAAAUAUGGCGCAAGAGUCCGCGCACAGAACCGAUUGAAGCGGAUGACGGUCUUGAUUGGGCACGGCGGAAGAUGGGUAUUGUCAAGGAUUUGGCGUCAGAGAGGAUCUCAUCUCUAACUUCUUCGAGUACCUCGCAAGCAUUAGAAGAAAACGAAGGAGACUCCGUUAUCAAAGUUCGAGUUGAUCAGUCGUGGAACGUUCGAUUACUAUGGGAAGGGCGAGUCAAGUCCCUGCUUGUAACGGCGGGCGUGUCACUCGGUCCAGGCACGUUCACAGCGUUGUCGACCGGCCCUUCAUCGCCAACAUCGUCUUCUGCGCCUGUAGCAGCGGCUGGGACAGGGUCCAGUCAAAGUAGUGGCGGAGGAGGACCACCUACCUCGAGACCAUCAUACUGGCAGGGCGUCGGUGUCUCGAUCUUAUAUUCAUCGUGA
Messenger RNA from Talaromyces amestolkiae, 1434 nucleotides. RefSeq lists its product as uncharacterized. The record is from RefSeq and is a predicted model, not a curated record. The transcript has 2 exons. Gene Ontology annotation, cellular component: ERMES complex; SAM complex. Gene Ontology annotation, biological process: phospholipid transport; establishment of mitochondrion localization; mitochondrial outer membrane translocase complex assembly. NCBI's taxonomy places the organism in Eukaryota, Fungi, Ascomycota, Eurotiomycetes, Eurotiales, Trichocomaceae. The coding region runs from base 1 to 1434 and encodes 477 amino acids.